This is a messenger RNA of Oldenlandia corymbosa var. corymbosa, 1875 nucleotides long. NCBI's taxonomy places the organism in Eukaryota, Viridiplantae, Streptophyta, Magnoliopsida, Gentianales, Rubiaceae. The record is from the annotation of a GenBank genome assembly.
AUGUUGUCAAGCAAUGCUGGGUCUCGAUUGUUUGGUGACGAAGAUCCUUUUAUCAUAGUGAAUUCAGAUGAGCAUGUUACUGUUACUGCCGCCCCUCAUAAGAAAAAGAAGAAAAGGAUCGUAAAGGUGGGCGAUAGGGCAAAAUCCAAGAAGGCCAAGACGGAUGUGCCCUUGAAGGAAACCGCACAGCCGAGCGUCGAGACGGUGCCCCUUGUCACCGAGUCCAUUCAGAAAGCUGUGCCGGAAGCAGGGCCAAGCAUAGUUCCUCCUGUGGUCGAGAAAGGGAAGGGCCCUCUCGAGGGGGAGGCCAUAGUCCUGCCUCCUCAACUGUUCGAGGGAGGCCAGUCUAUGGCAGUUCACACCUUCAGCAACCCGCCGUCAAUCGAGUGUCCUAUUCUCAAGGAAUUUGCUGCCCAGCUGAAUGAAGCUGACAGCCUGAGACUGCUAGGGCAGAAAGGGACGAGGCGUUAUUCAAGAUGGUUAUCCUCGAGGAGAAGGCUCGCCAAGGAGGCUGAAAUUAUCGAGGUGCAGGCCAAAUAUGAUGAGCUUGACGAGAAGAUGAAGUCGUUUGCCAGCCUGCAUAUUUCCAAGGAGGAACUUCACCAGUGGUGUACCGUCUUUAUGUAUAGAAUGAUGUCCACAGGGGGAAUGGCUGCAGCCCUCGAGGAGAUGAACUUGGUUGUGACCAAGUGUGGUGCGUACCGAGUGGGCGUGGCAGGGUUGAAGAGGCUCGACCAGGAUAGGCCAAUUAAGGCUAAAUGGUUCAAGCAGCUCCUGAUGAAGGACCCAAAGAAAACCAUGCACGAAGCCAUGGUGAAGGUCUUGACAAGGUUGAGCCUCGAGCAGCUUCCUCUGUGGGGAGCUUUGACCGGUGCCAUGUCCAAAAUGAGUUCCCCUGCGCAGAUUGCCUCGUUUCCGGGCAACGUUCCUGCUGUCCUGGCCAAGGGUCCAAGUGAGGAAGACCCUAUGCCCGAGGUACCUGACGAGUAUAUGGGUAUCGAACUUGAGGACACUGAUGAGGAAACCGAGGAGGACGUUGCUGAUACCAGCCACUCUGGAGUUCAGAGAACCGUCGAGGAUGCCUCCCAGGCCCCUUCCAAUGACCCCCUCCAAGGCAGUGAUGCUAUUUAUGCAAACAUCUCUUUCCUUUCCAUUUCUUUGUCCUCUGUGUUCUUUCUAUUUGGUUUGAUGCUCGAGAUGGUGGCGCAUUUGGAGAAUGACCUGCUCGAUGCCAUGAGGAUGCACAAUGUGAAGGUUACAGAGCAUCUGAUAAAUGAGAUUAAAGGACUCCGCGAGGAGAUGCAGCGUCGAGAGGUUCAAAGCCUGAAAGACCACAGUGAUUCUCUGACUUUCGAGGCCGAGAUCCAUGACGAGCUAGUGACCUUGGAGAAGGAAAAUGCUCGGCUUAUGGCAAGACAGCAGAUUACUGUCUCCCUGGUUUCUCGAGAAGCACCAGGUGUUAGCCCGAGUCCAGCACAUGAUUAUGGUCAGGACUCGCUUAUCGACUUUGAGGCUUUCGAGCAUCCGGAGGAAACAGUGGAUCCUCAAACUCGGAGUUCUCGAGAGGAGCUGUUGAUAAGGGUGCACGCUCAGGGCACAGAGAUCGUGGACCUUAAGGAAAAAUUGAAUCAGUGUGUGAAUCUCCUUAGCCUGCAUGGGUAUGAGGGGAUUAUUCAUCCCUCCCCCGACAAUCCUGUCAGGGAGGCCGGAUGUAGAGUACACGGCUCUAUCAUAGGAAUUGGGUACGAAUUCCUUGACUUGACACUGCGUUUCGCAAUGUGCGUGAGGAAAGUUCCUCGAGUUUCUGUCCGGAUGUUGAGUACAUGGCUCUUGAACGAGGAUGGCCCUAAAGAGGGAGUCCAUCUCGAUGACUAG